CUUUCUUCUUCUCGGCUUGUUCCGGACAUUGUGCGUCGGCUCUCAAACACACGAAACUUUCUCAUCAACGGUUUAUGUUAUUAUUUCAUCAUUUCAUCUUAUAACAACGCAGAAGAUUAGUCAGCAAUGGCCUUUCAGUAUCCAAACGCCUAUAGAGACGAUUCUGUGGUCGAUGACUAUCAUGGCUGUAAAGUUCCCGAUCCAUACAGUUGGCUGGAGGACCCUGACAGUGAAAAAACGCAGGCAUUUGUGAAUGCUCAGAAUCAGCUGACUCAGCCGUUCCUGGAACAGUGUGAAAUCAGAGGCAUCUUUAAAAAUCGCAUGACUGAACUUUAUGACUAUCCCAAAUACAGCUGCCCUUUUAAACGUGGAAACAGAUAUUUUCACUUCUACAACACUGGUCUUCAGAACCAAAGUGUUCUGUACAUGCAGAAGACCCUUGAGGCAGAACCCACUGUUUUCCUUGACCCAAAUACCUUCUCAGAAGAUGGGACAGUCGCUUUACAAGGUUAUGCGUUCUCUGAGGAUGGCGAGUACCUGGCGUAUGGCACCAGCGCAAGUGGUUCUGAUUGGGUUGAGAUGAGGUUCUUGCGUGUGGACGGUGCUGAACUUCUAGAGGACAAACUGGAGAGAGUGAAAUUCAGCUGCAUGUCCUGGACUCAUGACGGGAAAGGGAUCUUCUACAACUCUUAUCCUAAGCAGGAGGGAAAGAGUGAUGGUACCGAGACGUCCACUAAUGUGCACCAGAAGUUGUUCUAUCAUGUUUUGGGAACGCCUCAGACGGAGGACAUUCUUUGUGCUGAAUUUCCUGAUGAGCCGAAAUGGAUGAGCGGUGUCGAGGUGUCUGAUGAUGGGCGAUAUGUGUUGUUGUCUAUCAGAGAGGGCUGUGACCCUGUCAACAGAUUGUGGUACUGUGAUCUGAAUACUCUGCCAGAGGGAAUAACAGGCUUGUUGCCGUGGGUGAAGCUGAUCGAUAAUUUUGACGCGGAGUAUGAAUACGUCACAAAUGAAGAAACGGUCUUCACUUUUAAAACCAAUCUGGAUGCUCCUCGGUAUCGCCUCAUCAACAUUGACUUUGCCCAGCCUUCUUCCAGCCAAUGGAAAGAGCUCAUUCCUCAACAUGAGAAGGAUGUCAUCGUGUUUGCUACCUGUACAUAUUCCAGCUACCUGUUUGUAUGUUUUCUCCAUGAUGUGAAGAACGUUUUAAAGAUGUUCCACCUGUCUUCUGGGGAAGAGAUACGCACGUUUCCGCUGGACGUCGGCUCGGUCAUGGGCUUCACCGGUCGAAAGAAAGACUCUGAGAUCUUUUACAGCUUCACUUCCUUCCUGUGUCCAUCGAUCAUCUAUCACUGUGAUCUGACUAAAGAUCCCCUACAGCCACAUGUCUUCAGAGAGGUCACGGUGAAGGGCUUCAGUCCUGCAGAAUAUCAGACCACUCAGGUCUUUUAUCCUAGUAAAGAUGGCACACAGAUCCCAAUGUUUAUCGUCCACAAGAAAGGAAUCGAGCUGGAUGGCUCCCAUCCAGCCUUCCUGUAUGGAUAUGGAGGAUUUAACAUUUCCAUCACACCCAGCUACAGUGUUUCUCGGCUGAUAUUUGUCAGGCAUCUGGGAGGAGUUUUAGCUGUUGCCAACAUCAGAGGAGGCGGAGAAUAUGGAGAGACAUGGCAUAAAGGGGGGAUGUUGGCAAAUAAGCAGAACUGUUUCACAGACUUUCAGUGUGCAGCCGAGUAUCUUGUAAAGGAGGGCUAUACUUCACCAAGCAAACUCACCAUAAAUGGAGGCUCCAAUGGUGGUCUGCUCGUGGCGGCGUGUGUGAAUCAAAGACCUGAACUAUUUGGAUGUGCUGUGGCUCAGGUCGGUGUCAUGGACAUGUUGAAGUUUCAUAAGUUCACCAUCGGACACGCGUGGACCACUGAUUUCGGCUGCUCUGAAAAUAAAGAACAGUUCGAUUGCCUGUUCAAGUAUUCUCCGCUUCAUAAUAUCCGGGUACCGGAAGGUGAUGGUGUUCAGUACCCAGCUGUACUGUUGUUGACCGGUGACCAUGAUGACCGUGUGGUACCGCUACACUCGUUAAAAUAUAUUGCCACUCUGCAGCACACGCUUGGUUGUUGUUCCAGUCAAACAAAUCCUCUGUUUAUCUACGUGGACACCAAAUCGGGCCACGGCGCAGGAAAACCUACCAGUAAAGUCAUUCAAGAAGUGGCUGACAUGUACGCCUUCAUCGCUCGCUGUCUGAACCUUAAAUGGCAGGAAUAAAUCGAACAUUAUGAGGGUCUUGUAGUCCUCUAGAUGUUUUGCAACUUCUGCAGGUUUUUCUUCUUACAGUUUAGUUGUUUAUUCUUGCUUGUUUCCCAGACAGCAGACGACUCCGGUGCAGAUCCGGCCCAGAGUCGUCUGAUAUCUGGGUUGCUCCUGUUCACUGAAAUCAUUACUUUUCUUGAAUCUCUCUCACCCUCGACUGCUUUAUUAUUUCUGUUACAUUCUCGGUUUACAGCAUUAUUGUAACUGACUGACUGCUUCUGUAACUAAUAAUCAUAUUUACCAUGUGUUAUUAUUAUGGGCUACACUAAGUUCACUUCCCAUUCUUAGGAAAUAUUAUAAUUGUGAGGUCAGAGGGGUAAUGUGUCAUUACUUUUGGAGCACUUUAGUAAAACUGUAUUUAUUUGAUGACAGGAAAACAUAAAAGGUUUGAUUUACUGCAUAACUUCAGUUACAGUUCAGUUACGUGUGACCAGAAAUCAUUUUACAGUAUUUUUGUGUGUGCUUGCGUACGCAAGUGAACAAGGUCUCCGACAUAUGACGGCUGUCUAUUACUAUACAGCAGUUUGUUUCUACCUCCACAUUUAUGCAGAUUGUUUUAUCCUCAAAGGGAAAGCAAGCGGAAAUAACCUAGUACAAUAAAAAAAUUCAUCAAGUA
Molecule: messenger RNA, 2917 nt
Organism: Misgurnus anguillicaudatus (oriental weatherfish)
Lineage: Eukaryota; Metazoa; Chordata; Actinopteri; Cypriniformes; Cobitidae
Gene: prep
Product: prolyl endopeptidase
Biological process (GO): proteolysis
Cellular component (GO): cytosol
Molecular function (GO): oligopeptidase activity; serine-type endopeptidase activity
Source: RefSeq, a predicted model, not a curated record